Messenger RNA from Ailuropoda melanoleuca (giant panda), 1117 nucleotides. It is a transcript of the gene PPP1R14B, whose product is annotated as protein phosphatase 1 regulatory inhibitor subunit 14B. The transcript is spliced from 5 exons. Gene Ontology annotation, molecular function: protein serine/threonine phosphatase inhibitor activity. Bases 473 to 844 code for a protein of 123 amino acids. Gene Ontology annotation, cellular component: cytoplasm. NCBI's taxonomy places the organism in Eukaryota, Metazoa, Chordata, Mammalia, Carnivora, Ursidae. Gene Ontology annotation, biological process: innate immune response; regulation of phosphorylation. The record is from RefSeq and is a predicted model, not a curated record.
GCGGGAAGGCGCGGCUGGCCGCGCCCUGUCGAAGCCAGCCGAACGAGGGCGCCCCAAACAAGUUCUGCGUUUCCCCGCCCCGGAGCGGCUGAGGGGGAGGGGCGGCCAGGCCCGGCCAGACGCCGAGAACUACAUUUCCCAUAAUCCCGUCACGGCCGCCAUUUUGGCCGGUGGGCGGUGGCAGCCUAGGGUCUAGCCCUUCAGGCCGUUGAGCAGGUUCCACUCACCCCUAACCUGGGCCUCCACCGUGGGGGUUGUGCGUCCUCGUCGAGUACGGCGUCCGGGGACCUGGCCAGCUCCCGUCCGCUUUCUCCACCCCUCCACCCUUGGGAGCCUGGUCCACGUGUCGGUCUACGCGGAGGAGGCUGCUUGCCCUUCUCUGGUCAAGGACCGGAGGACUCAGACGUCGGGGGCUCCCGAGUCUCUCCAGACCCCCACCCUGCACAUACUGCCCACUCCCCUUCAUUCCCAGAUGACCCCCGUUUUUGCGUCGAGCCCCCCUGGGGCUGCAGGCGAGGGCCCGGGUGGCGCGGACGACGAGGGCCCAGUGAGGCGCCAAGGGAAGGUCACCGUCAAGUACGACCGCAAGGAGCUACGGAAGCGCCUCAACCUGGAGGAGUGGAUCCUAGAGCAGCUCACUCGCCUCUACGACUGCCAGGAAGAGGAGAUCCCAGAGUUGGAGAUUGAUGUGGAUGAACUCCUGGACAUGGAGAGUGAUGAUACCCGGGCUGCCAGGGUCAAGGAGCUGCUGGUUGACUGUUACAAACCCACUGAGGCCUUCAUCUCUGGCCUGCUGGACAAGAUCCGGGGCAUGCAGAAGCUGAGCACACCCCAGAAGAAGUAAGGGUCCUUGACCCAGGUGAACGGUGGCUCCCACAGGACAAUCGCUGCCCCCCGACCUCGUAGCAACAGCAAUACCGGGGGGCCCUGCGGCCAGGCCUGGUGCCAUGAGCAGGGCUCUCCGUGCCCCUGGCCCAGGGGCGUCUUCCCUGCCCCCUCAGUUUUCCAUUUUUGGGGUUUUUUAUUGUUAUUAAACUGACGGGACUUUUUGUGUUUUUAUAUUGACUCUGCGGCGCGGCCCUUUAAUAAAGUUAGGAUUUGCCUUUGGUGCAGCUCA